Molecule: messenger RNA, 1221 nt
Organism: Rotaria socialis
Lineage: Eukaryota; Metazoa; Rotifera; Eurotatoria; Philodinida; Philodinidae
Source: the annotation of a GenBank genome assembly
AUGAAAGAAUCCUCUGCACAAAACAACAAUGCAUUAUAUUCAUCAGCACACUCUAGAGAAUCGCAUGUAAUUGGGCGAUCUAAGAUAAUUAACAAUUAUAACAAUGAAAUGUCAUAUUUAUCAUAUAAUUCUCCAACUUUGAAUAUGAUUCGUUCUAUUGUUGAGGAAUUAUAUCAAAUACAUAAUGAAGAAAAUCGAUCGACAAAUGAACCGAAAGAAAGACGUGCUCAUUUUACUCUCAAACAUGAAAUAGAUAAAACUAAAUUAAAUAUUUCAAAUGAAUUAGAAUUGACUGAAUCGUCAAUUGAAAAUACUUCAGAAAAACAAAAAUCAUCUAUUAGAUAUCAACCAAUUUUAUCUGACUCUACAGCUAUUGUCUGUUGCUUAAAUAAGGGUCGAUCAAAAAUUGAUCGUUGUGUAUCAACAGACGAUCGUUGUACUCUUCAAUGUGAAUGUGCUACACAAACGAUGAAUGUCACAAACUUACCAGAACACAAUCAUUCACUAAUGACCUUAUUAACAGGCAAUCGUGAUGGUCAAACAAGUAACGAUUCUCCGCAAUCGAGAAGUCAUAUCACGUUAUCGACAAUGUCGAUUUCUUCUAAAUCAACAGACAGCGAUCAUCCUUCUUCAUGGCCAACAUUAAAUCAUGAGAACUUCUUAAAGGCUUCAGUUCAUCCUUGUGAAAAUGAUAAUGUAGUACCAUCAUUGAAUAUAGCACAUCAACUAAGGAUACCAACUCAAGCAAAAAUCUAUGAUCUAUGUCAAGAACAAACAUUAGACAAUUAUGAUACAUUCGUGGAUCUUAAUAUGAACAUUUUCAAUUGUUCAUCCCAAUUGAAUGAUCUUGAUAUAUUAUCGAGAUCUAAUAAAAGAUUUUCAGAUGAAAAUAUGACAAAGACAAAUUUAAAAUAUUGUACAUGUUCGAAACAAAGUUUACCUGAGAAUGAUUUCUCGAUGUUAAAAUUCACUUUACCGCAUCAGGAUAAAUCACUUAAAGAACUUCAUGUAUCGAAACGUUCUCUUCAAUUAAUGCAUAACGAUAAUCUCUUCUAUGUUCGUGAUCUUGUGUUAGUUUUUCGAAGAAAUAUUUCUCAAUUUUAUGAAAUUCUUCUAAAACGCUAUUAUUUAUCAAAAACACAAGCCAAAUUAUUGGUAAAAAUUAUGAAUAACUGGUGGAAAAAACAUCAAACAAAAUUUAUUGCGUUACAUGAAAAAUGA